Pseudopipra pipra is the source of this 3705-nucleotide messenger RNA. RefSeq names its product scavenger receptor class B member 1 (gene SCARB1). Gene Ontology annotation, biological process: recognition of apoptotic cell; plasma lipoprotein particle clearance; cholesterol import. Lineage: Eukaryota; Metazoa; Chordata; Aves; Passeriformes; Pipridae. Gene Ontology annotation, cellular component: caveola; cytoplasm. The record is from RefSeq and is a predicted model, not a curated record. Bases 115 to 1632 code for a protein of 505 amino acids. The transcript is spliced from 13 exons. Gene Ontology annotation, molecular function: scavenger receptor activity; low-density lipoprotein particle binding; lipid binding.
GCCCCCUCCGCCGGGCCGGGCCGGGCCGGGCCGGGCCGCUGGGCCAUAAAGGGGCCGCGGCGGCGGGACCCACUCCUGGCUCGGCGCCGCUUCCGCUCCCGCCUCCCCCUCGCCAUGGCCCCCACCCGGCGCAGGCUCUCGGUGGGACUGGGGCUGGCCGGGGCGGCCUGCGCCCUCGUGGGGGGCUGCCUGCUGAUCGUGGGGCCUCUCAUCAUCAGGGAGCAGGUCAUCAAGAACGUCAGGAUCGACCCCAGCAGCAUCUCUUUCAACAUGUGGAAAGUCGUUCCUGUUCCUUUCUACUUGUCUGUGCACUUCUUCGAAGUGCUGAACCCCAAGCAAGUCCUCCAGGGAGCGAAGCCGGUGCUGACCCAGCGUGGGCCCUACGUGUACAGGGAGUACAGGUAUAAAACAAACAUCACGUUCCAUGACAAUGACACUGUUUCCUUCCUGGAGUACCGUAACCUUUUCUUCCAGCCAGACAUGUCCAAUGGCACUGAAGAAGACUAUGUCGUCGUGCCAAACAUUUUGAUGAUGGGAGCAGCUGUAAUGAUGGAAAAACUGCCAAAUUUUGUGAAGCUUUUACUGAGUGGAGCCCUGGCUGGCAUGAAACAGGAGGCGUUCAUGAACCGCACAGUGGGGGAGAUCAUGUGGGGGUAUGAAGACCCUCUUAUAGACACAAUAAAUACACUUGUUCCUGGUCUGAUUCCUUUCCAGGGGAAGUUUGGCUUGUUUAUAGAGUUUAACAACUCCAAUUCAGGAUUGUUCACAGUGAACACGGGCAUGAAGAACAUCAGUCAAGUUCACAUGGUGGAAUCAUGGAAUGGGCUAAAGCAGGUGAACUACUGGCGGAGCAGCGAGUGCAACAUGAUCAAUGGGACGUCGGGGGAGAUGUGGCCACCGUUCAUGCCCCCGACCUCGCUGGAGUUCUACAGCCCUGAUGCCUGCAGAUCCAUGACACUGGUGUACGAGCAGUCCGGGAAGUUCAAGGGUGUUCCCACCUAUCGCUUCGUGGCGCCGAAAACCCUCUUUGCCAACGGCACAGACUAUCCACCCAACGAGGGCUUCUGCCCCUGCAUGCAGUCUGGCAUCCAGAACGUCAGCACCUGUAGGCUCAAUGCACCAAUGUUCAUUUCCCACCCUCACUUCUACAACGCCGACCCCUCCCUGGUGAACGCCGUCGUGGGCCUGAACCCCAGCAAGGACCAGCAUGCACUUUUCCUGGAUGUGCACCCCAUGACGGGCAUCCCCAUGAAUUGCUCUAUCAAGCUCCAGCUGAACCUGUACAUAAAGCAGGUGUCUGGUAUAAUGCAAACAGGGAGGAUUAAGCCAGUGGUCCUGCCGCUGCUGUGGUUUGCAGAGAGUGGAUCCAUCGACGGCUCAGUCCUAAACCAGUUUUACACCAACCUGGUGCUGUUCCCGUCGCUGCUGGAAUACCUGCAGUAUAUCUUCCUUGGACUGAGUGUCCCACUCAUUAUCUCAGCAGCUGUGCUCAUGGUAACGAAUAAGGAAAAAUGCUUUCUAUUUUGGAGUAGCAAUAAAAAGAACUCAGACAGUAAUAAGGCCAACCAGGCCACCUCUGCCAUAAAGCCGCCUCCGGUUAAGGGGAUGGUGUUGCGGGAAGCCAGACUGUAGGGAACCGCCGCCCAGAAGAGCCCACGUCCCCCCGCCAGGCAGAGCAAACCACCCCCCUCCUCCGAGACCACGCCGCUCCUACACGACGCUGACACGCUGAGCCAGGAUGACGCCGAAUCCUGAGCCACCAGCCCCGCCACGCUUCCCACCGGGACACACCCGUGCUGGAGGCGAGGCCUGCUUUGGAUCCCCAGAGGUCUCUGGAAGCUGAAGUUGUCCUGGACAGCUCAGUGGAGACCCUGCACAACCACAGCAAAGCCACGGGACAGUAUUGCUGCACAGCACUCCCACGCCAGGAACGGGAGACCUCAUCCAGACUCUCAACACAAUGUCCAAGAACCCUUGACCCCAAGGGCCAGCCUUUGCCACAGCCCCUCUCUCUGGUGGGCCAGCAGGAAUGAAGGUGGUUGCUGACUGAUCUGAGAAGUUAUUUGCAAUUUAGAACUGCCUAUUGCUAGGGAUAAAAGGCACUUUAAUGGGAGCCUUUAAAACAAAUGAGGUUUGUGUAGGUAGCAGGGAUGGGAUUUAGUGAUCUUUUUAAAAGCUACCAUUACUCUCACUGAAUGGGGCAGUUGUGCUGGAGCCAGUAAUGGUUUUAUUGCCACUUGAUGUAACUGGACUACACUGCAAAUCAAUUCUAGGUGCUGUCACCUCAGUGAUGUCUCUUCCGAGGGUACCUGGGGUACCUGGGCCCAGGGUUGCUCCAGGCUUUGCAUGUUUUGGAGAGUACAGUGGUGACUUUUAAAGCCCCAGUUCUGUGCCAUGACCUUGCACUCCAGUCAUUCCAGCUCACAGCCCUGUUACUUUGCUUCUCCUUGCUGUCAGUGACUGUGUGAGAUGAGCCUUGGCAAAAACUCUGUGGUACAUCUGAGCUGUCACUCAGCUCUUGGCAGUUGUCCCUGCUGCCUGCUCAGCCAUCCAGGGUCAGCUUUUCUGGCUGUGGCUGUCGGUGCUGGGAAGCUGUUGGUUGCUCCAGCCACUCUGCCUGACCAUGGGAAGGGGGAAGCUUAACCCUGUCCUUGAGUGUUAAUGAAGAUAUCUGUGCUUUUGAGAGCAAGGAAUAUGUGCUAUCAUGAAAGUAACAAUGGCCUUAGUACAGUUUGAUUAAACUAUUGCAGAUUUCUGAAACGGUGUCUUGGGGGACCUGGGCCUGGAUAUUACCUAGGGGUGGGUGGGCUGGGAUCACACUUCAGUGGAAAAGAAGCCCAAAGCACAGGGAUAUUUUUGUCUAACUACCAGUCAGUAGUUGUCUACCACACUUGCCUUCUUCACUUCCAACCAGGAGCUGGGGUAGCCCUUAGGAAAACUAAAGGGGCCAGUGUUGAAGCAUCUGGCAAGGACAAAACAGAGCUGGGUCUUCCUUGGACCAGAGGAAUUGUUGCACUAUCUGUGGCAUGAAUACUGUUGGGGUCUGGAAAGUGUUGUCCAGGACAACCCUGUGACCUUCUUGUGGGGUAAGCAAUACUUUUCCCUUUAGACCUCUGUCCAUCUUACUGGGCAGGAAGAGCACAGGAGCUAAAACCAACAUCACAAUUCCUGUGCCAGUGCAUUCCUUACUGGCCAUGUUCCCAGUCCUGCAGUGGGUUUGGGCUGCCUUACUGUGGAAACAGCUGUGAUACAGCCUGGGUCAUGACAGGGAAGGGUGGCAGCUCCCCAGAACUUGGUCCAUGGGCUGAACUCACCUUGAUGCCUGAAGUGUGUCUCACAGGUACAACAGGACUAGCCAAGUCCCUUCUUGUGGCCACUACUGUUGGGUUAUCUCUAUGGCAAGAGUCCUCACUGAGGGUGAUGCUUAAAGUACAGCUGUAGACUCUCUCUGGCCUUAAAUCCAAACGUACUCAGCUGCAAACAGCAGCUCACACCUACAGCCUUGGCCAACGGCGACAGAGACAGGAGUGGGGCAGAGGCUCUCUGGGACACCAGCCCAUCAGCUCAGACCUAUGAGACCCAAAGCUGAGGGCAGAGCAGCGAUAACCACCCCGUGGGCUCCCUGCGAGAGGCUUUAAUGACAUACCGGUGCUAAUUGCUGUUGGACAAGUGAACACAAAUAAAAACACGGGAAUACCGCUCCUA